Anneissia japonica is the source of this 7748-nucleotide messenger RNA. RefSeq names its product GATOR complex protein DEPDC5-like. The record is from RefSeq and is a predicted model, not a curated record. Bases 213 to 4376 code for a protein of 1387 amino acids. Gene Ontology annotation, molecular function: GTPase activator activity. Gene Ontology annotation, cellular component: lysosomal membrane; GATOR1 complex. The transcript has 27 exons. Lineage: Eukaryota; Metazoa; Echinodermata; Crinoidea; Comatulida; Comatulidae. Gene Ontology annotation, biological process: negative regulation of TORC1 signaling; intracellular signal transduction; positive regulation of autophagy.
AAUAGAGGUCAUGGCCGUCGGCCAUCGUAUUUGAGUAUGUAUAGUACUAUGACAUCGCACGCACAGAUCAAUAACAAUCAUGGUAGUACAGUUGUGUGGCUAAUCUGAGGUGACCUCCAUGGAGUAGCAGAAGGAAUUGAAACAAAUUGACUAAUUGUCAAAAUCAAUAUGGGCGUAUUUUUAUUAGGUGGUAGUGAAGAUUUGAUGAAAACAUGAAGCUGGUGGUCCAUAAUAAGUCCUUCAGUGAGGAUGAAUUAAUUAUCAUCCCAAAAGAGUUCCCAAAUGUCAAAAUCGGAGAUGUUCUGGAAAUAUUCAACCCAGAGGAACCAAAGACUAAUAGAUUACUUUUGCAAGUACGCUCAUUGAACGGAGAAUUGCUUCAAAAGCAGAAAGAUAUCGUGAGCAUUGAACAGAACUUAGUGAAGGCAUUCCAGUUGAGGGCGUACCAAGAUGUGGUGGUUAGGCCGGUGGCUGAUCCAGCAACCGUUGCUCUUGACUUGGUUGAGCUUGUAUUUAAAGAUCAAUAUAUUAGCAGAAGUGAUAUGUGGAGACUCAAAAAGCACUUGCUUGGCAGUUGCUUGUACCUAACUCAGAAAAUUGAGUUCUCAAUGAUUGGUGCACAGGUCAACGAACUUUGGGCCGUUGGUGAGAGGGUACGCUGUGGGGUUGUGGCUGCCAAUACAAAGGUAGCGUUCCGUUCAGCGACUGCGAUGGUGUUCCUGUUUAUUCAAAUGAGUCGCGAGAUGUGGGAGUUUGACAAAUGGGGUGAGUCAUAUAAUGAGCCAUUUCAAGCAAUUUAUGAAAUUAUAUUUGGGUUUUCAGGAGAGUUUCCAGAGUGUAUGAAGGAAUGUCUUUCAGUGAACAGCAGAGGAAGGAUAUAUGAGGACUUCUAUCGGGUGAUAGUUCAAAAUGAAAGACACAGUGAAUGGACACCACUUCUUGUAACAUUGAAAAAAGCAAUGUUGGAAUAUCCAAAAUAUGCAAAGCAUAAGGAAAUGGAAGAUGGUUGUUGGCCGUCUGGUGUCAACUCAACUGCAGCGGAGGGUAACAUGCUAGAAGCUAUGAACAUGUCCUUUAGCGUAUUUGAUAACCAUUAUUCAAACCGAAAUUUUGAGAGGACUGGGCAGGUAGUUGUCAUAGUAACACCUGGGGCAGGUGUCUUUGAGGUUGACCGUCAACUUUGUGAAAUUUCACAAGCAAGAAUGAUUGAUUACGGUAUUGGUAGUGAUCUAGUUUGCCUGGCUGAGCAACCUUUGCAUGCUGUUCCAUUAUUGAAGUUUUCCGAUAUUGAUUCUCGUCACAAUAAGAGUUAUUCCGAUACGUUCCACAUUCCUCACUGGAUUAACUACAGCUUUUAUAUUUCCAAGAGUAAAAAACGCUAUGGCAACAGAUUUGCUCCAAGGAUUCUAAUGCCAAACAGGAUCACUAAAAGUUUUCAGAAGACACAAAGCAAGUAUGACCUACCUCAGUACCUUGGCUUACCCAAAGAAAUAAUUGAAGACGAUGAUGGGAACUUUGACCUUUAUGAAGAGUAUGAUAGUAAUGUGUUUUCGGUGAAGAAGAAACGACAUUGCAGCGCUUCCAUGAACCCUUUCUCACCUGCCACAUUGACGACAAAGCUCACACCAGAUCGACGCAGAUGGACUCAUGUUUAUCCCCAUGGUCCAUCUGGCGAAGUGAUACAGUUCCAACAUCAGGCAAGCAAUGCUUCUCCAUUACACGCAUUUCGUCGACGGACAACCACCCAGACUUGUGAUGAUGGAUACUCACAGCGCACCACAUCCAGUGAAUCCCUGUACACUGCAGAAGACAGUGAAAGUGAUGAGUAUGACUCUCAAGCUCUUCAUGAUCGUAUUGAUCCAAAACGACGUAUUGGAUGUGGAUGGGGAGUCACCGGGGAACAGGCUUUAACCCCCUUCACACUAACAGGUCUUGAUCGAAAAUCCCUCACAAUCACUGCUUGUUUUCCAAUCACAACCGAUUUCUUUCCGGACAAGUGUACCCUAGAAUCAGAGUAUUGCGAAGGCAAUUACUGUAUAGCAGUAGAUGACACCACGUCUAUGCACAAGAUGAAUACAGAAGCAGUGUUUAAGGAGCUUGUCUCGCAGAGGCUAAUACAGGAUUUUCAGCUGGUUAUUUCACCUGAUGGAGCUGGGGAUUUGCUAUCUUUGUCUGGAACCAGAAAUUCACUUGUUACAAAUGAAAAGAAAAAUCAGUAUGUAUUGAGUUAUGGAAGUACUUUCCACAGUAUCACACUAAGUCAAGAUGGCAGUAUAGAUGUGGUCAGAUAUGUCCCCAGGAAACGGCAAAAGCUACCCGAGCUUGUGUACAAGUACCAUUUGUGGCAUCCUGGCAGAGACUGCUUCCUCUUAACCAAUAUGAAAGUGAGGCACAAACCAGUAGAGAAUAAUGAGUGGAACCAUAGAGAUAGCUAUGUUGCCUGUCGAGGAACCCAAACAUCAGAUUUUGAACUUAAAGAGUCUUUAAAGUUUUGGCGGAGUCGAUUCCUUCUGCUUCCAUCACCUGUUGCAUACAUCAAGAAGCUUUCCAACAGCUCCAACAAAUUUGAUGUUUUUGAGAAGUUAAAGGAGAACCAAUGUCAGCAGCUCUUAGAGGGAUUCAUAAGGUUCAUUGAAGGUCUCAAUCGCAUAAGGCGUCCUCAAAGAUCAGGACGUUCAACGAGAAUACAUUCCAAAGAAUAUCUGACAUCACCACUGUCACCAUUGGGAAAUAAGUGUCAAAAGGUAAUGUCCAGGAACAGCUCAUAUUCAGCCAUUCAAGAUGCAGAGGUAGUAGAAGCCUCACAUGGAACGUCUAAGCAGAAUUCACGCCAGAACUCUCCCACGAGGUUAGGCCCACAAUUCGAUACUAAGAAACUGUCUUCUAAAGGGAGUGGUUCUGGUUCAAACACACCAACGAGCCCUCAUCCAUCAGCUUCAACUGAGCAGUUUUCUCAUAUGGUAAUUAAUGCUAUUGAACAUGUAGCACAUCAGAGAAGAGAUAAUGCAACAUUGAACUCAACAGAUAAAGAACUGAUCACCUUAAACUCAUCAAAUGAUAGGAUUAUUAUGGCCAUGAAGUACGGGAGAGAUAAAAUGAAUUUCUUGCCCGAUUCCAAGAGACAACCUUGUUAUAGUUUUAUUGCGGCGGAAGCAGUGUCCUGGCUCAUGAGCGCAUUAGAGGAUGGGCCAUCAUUCUACAAGGCCAUGAAUAAGAUGCAGAGUUUUCUUGAUGAUGGGAUAAUUUCCAGCAUUUCUGGAUCAGAAAUGAAAUGUUUUAAAUAUGGAUUCUAUAUUUACUAUUUCAACCAAGAUGAGGACAAGAAUGAGAAUGUAUUGAAGUUGCCAUGGAGACGGAAAUUAUCUGAACCUCUUGGGAUUGGUCAGCAUGAACGCAAUUGGUUUGAAGUUUCAUUUGAAGAACAGAAAUGGUGUAACAAGAAUGAGGAGCUGGGAGAGGGGGGCCCAUCUUGUGAUGAUGAUUGUUGGACACCAACGUAUAAGAAUAUAACUCAGUCGAUAGACAAUAUUGGGAAUGACAGGUUAGAAUGGUAUCAUGUUGGUUACCAUAGCAAAUACUGCCCAUCACAAGCAUUUGAGAUUGAACUUCAGUGGUUAGUGUGCACCCCAAGCUUACUCAACUACCAGGUGAAAGAAUGGGCUCGUAGGGCAUCUUCCAUUGGCUUCCAUCUGGUUCCUAUUCUACUGGAUCCCUUUGGAUUGGAUACGGACAAUAAAGACCCUCUUCUUUCUCCCAUAUUUAUCAAGCUUCAUACAAAUGCUUUGUCACCAUCCAAAAACAGUCAUUCACAAAGAAGUACUGGUCAAAAUGGCCAUGUUGACAAAGCUAGUGGUCACCUUGAGGAAGCCAAUGGGCAUAAUGGCCAUCUUGAUCAAACUGACCCACACGAGAAGAUGAAGCAAUUCCAACAUCUCAUACUUGAAAAAUUUGGGUUUAUAGCCGAUAUUACAACGAUCAGAAGUCCGUUGACCAACAACACCGGUAAUGAUCCUUACUCUCUUAAGAUCCACCAGCAGUACGUUCACGUUACUGGGAUAGCUGUUAUCAUAACGUCACCAUACACUCAAGAAUGCCUGGUCAAUAAAAAUACUAACAGCAGUAAUAAUAAAACCAAACUUAGAAGACAUAGUAAACCUGAUCAGAUGAUGGACUUUGUUCACACGCAGACUGAACUUGGGUUCAUGUGGGUGACCAAUCACACGCUUACGAAACGCUGGAGGUCAACCAGUAUAACUGAUGAUAAAUUUGCUGAUCACCUAUUGGCUGAUCUGAAGUCAUUCUGUGCGAAUCAAAACAAUCGUCUCACAGAUUUUUGGAAUGAGAUAGAGGAGAUGGCCUGCAAUAAUAAUGCUUAAAAUUCCUUUCAAACAAAGAUAAUAUUGAAUAUUAUUUUAAGAUUAUCUAUAAUCUAUUUAAGGUCAAUUUUUUUUAUUUAAAACAAUCCAAAUUUAACCAAGAUCAUGAAAGCUUAAUUGCAAUAAAAGUAACGAUUAUAUAUAGUAUCAUGUAAAUGAAUAUUAUAUGGAUAUUGUCUCAUAAUAUGGCAUUCUGUGGUUUUUAAAAUCAUGGUGAUAAAUUUACGCACAAAUUUCUAAAAAAUACCCCAGGUGAUACAAAGGUUUAAAAAGUGUUAUUUACAAGAUAUAUUUGGUUAGGUUCUUUUAAGAUGCAUCUGGUUUUAAAUCAUGUAUAUAUGUGCUUGGAUGUACAUUUCUAUAACAAAGACUUAAUCUAAUAAAUAAUCAAUAAUAUUUAUUAAAUAUUUCUAUUUUCAUACUGGCCUAUUAUAUUCAAAGUGUGCCCAAUCUUUUUUUUUUUUUUUUGUUAAUUUACCAUAUACAAGUAAUGCACAAAAUUAAUUUGAUUUAGAAUGUAAAAUAGAAUUGAUUGCUUGAAGUGACUGAUAAAUAUUUUCAUUUCUUAAUAUAUUUAUACUGUUUUCCCCCAAAGAUAAAUUGGUCAGGGGAAGGUGGGGGUAAAACUAAGAGUGUUUAAGGAAAUGACAGUGUUUAGUCAGUUCUAUUUGUAAGUACAGUAUGUUAUUAAGAACUUUUAUUUCUGUGUUAUUUUUCUCAAUUUAUUUUUGUUUUGCUUACAUUUGUGUAUUUUUGUCUUAUUACCAUUCCAGAUUAUGUUAUCAUUGUUUUACAUUCAUUAAUAUAAAUAAGUUGGUUUUAUUAUUUAAGUAGACAAAGUACUAAUUUAUUUGUGUAAUAUGUUAGCUCUGGCAAUAAUGAUUGUAUGUAGUGUGACAGCAGGGACAUAUUAUUGUACACCUGUUUAGCAGGGGUUGAAAUCCGCCGUAUGAAGAAACAGCCUCUUUAACCGAUGAUGUGGUGAGGAUAGAAAAAUAUAAACUUUCCUUACUAUUCCUACUGUCUGAAAAGAUAGAUUUCAAAUGGGUCGAUGUAAGUAUAUUUUUCUGUAAUGAUUACUCAAACUAAUUUCUUUUAAUUCGUAACAUUACUUUUACAAUCCUUAUAUGAAAGAAAUUGGCAAAGUAUAUAGCGUUGUUUUUACAGGGCACAGGUUUGGAAUGUUCCAUUAUGUUUUCACAGAGAAAAUAAGCAAUAUUCUGUUUAUUCAUGUAUCUCACUCAUUAUCAUCGCUACUGAUUUGUGCAGGCUAUGUUCAGAUGCAGGGAUCAUGUCAUAUGCAAUUUUCAGUAAUCUCAGUGUACAUAUAUUUAAGGGUCAUCCAUGUAGAGAUUGCCAUAUGCUUGCACCAAAAUUCAUGCACUGUGAUUUAGAGUCAUGCAUGAAAGGAUUAAUGAUCAUGGGUAUUUUUUGUACUUGCCAUAUGUGUGCCACUUUCUAGUAGUAAUGUUUGUUGUCCUUCACACCUUUCAAAAAGUGUCUUCCAUCCAUCAGUGCAAAUUUACUGCCUUUUUGAUGUUUUUAUGUAAUAUUGAUUUUUACAUGUCCAUACAAUUAUAUAUAAAUGUGUUUUAACAUGUACAUCAUAUAUGGAAUUUGUUCCAAGAAACUUUAUAUAUGAAAACUUGUUUCAAACAUCUGCAUAUAUGAAAUUGGUUUCACACAUCUACAUAUAUGAAAUUUGUUUAAACAGCUACAUAUAUGAAAUUUGAUUAUAUAGUUUUUUUUCCAAACAUCCACAUGUAUGUGGAAUUUGUUUCAAACAUAUAUGAACAUGUUUUUCAAAUGCAACAUGUGUGGUUUCAAAUGUAAAUUGAAUUUGCUUUUAAAAUCUACACAUAUUAAAUUUGUAUAAAGCUCCCACAAACAUUUGAUUUAAUUGUUUUAAUCACUUGGAAAUGGAGGGUUUAAUUAUGCGUAACUUGCCCACUUGAAGCUUACUUGCCUUCAGUUUAAAGAUAUACCGUCUUUUAAGCCGGGAACUCACUGAAUAAGUAGAACGCAGAGCUACGACGCGCACAACGGAUCGUUUUUGAUGAGACGAUCCAUUCAGACUGCAGCCGACAAUUAGCAGACGGUGUCGCGUCAUCUGGCGCUCACAGGGAGCUGAGUUGAAUUUGUCGUAUGACCAUGCAACACAGUGAGUGCCUGGCUUUAUGUCCAAACAAAAUUUAUAAAUAAAUUUUGAAUUGCUAUCUUCACAAUCUACGUUCAGACCCGCGAGAUACAAGAUACACCAGGCAGCAUGUUAAUCCAAGGCAUUUCUAGCGAGAUGUCCAGACUGGCGAAUAAAUAACGCUAGCGUAAGUAUUCGCGCAAAAUAUUCGUAUUCGUCAUUUUAUAUUUGCACAUUUUAUUUCCUGUUUACAUCUAGGCCUAGGCUUAUUACAUGUGAUUGGUCAAAUCCUGGCCGAGUUCAAAAGCAUUGAUGCACGACCGCCGUAAGUCUGUGGCGUACGCUAACCUGGGGUAUGUUGGUGGAUUAUUGUACGCCAGUGAUUGCGCGUUAAUACUGGCGUUCGCACAAGUUCACACCACUCAAUUAACGUUACGCUAGCGCAAGUCGUCGUGUGUGAACAUAGCCUUAAGCUCUGUUCACACUCAAAUUUUAUGUGACAAAUUUUGUUGAUGUGCCCAUAUAUGGGCAUGGUGAUAUAUGGGCAUAUCACAUUUUUUGUCACAUAAAAUUUGGAAGUGUGAAUAGGCCAUUUUAAUCCUUGCAUGAGAUCUUUAAAUUAUAUAUGGUAUUCAAUGGAUUUUUGUGAUACAAAUUGUAAAUCCGUGAAAAUAGCUGUUUUCAAUUAAUCGUCUGUGAUCAUAAAUGAACAAUGCAAUGUUUCACUGAAUUUUUUCCCCAGUGUUUUUUUUUUGUUUUUGUUUGUUUGUAUCAUAGACGGUAUAUCUUUAAAAGGUUUAAAUUGUAUUAUAGGCGUCUCGAAUAUGCAUUACGUAUGCAAGUAAUUCAUGUUUUGUAUGUUAAUAAUAGGUUGAACAAUGUGGUUAUAUAGAUAUUAGUAAAUUUGCUGGUAAUCGUACUGUAGUUUAUAAUGAGUAAGAGAAGUUUCAAUUUCGUGGUAGUUUAUUUAUACUUUACUUGUAAUUUUUUCGAUCAGUUCAUAAAAUCUUAACAUAAUAAAUACUAUUUUACUAAUUUAUUAUUUAAUUGUAUAUAUGAUGUAUUUACACAGUAGAUAAUGUACAUACACUCAAUUUUGUAUUCAAGAAAAAAUAAAUAAAAAAACAACGAUUAUUACUACAAUAACUACGCCUAUUGUUUACAGAAGUGUUUCUUAUUAACAAAUAACAUUUUCCUACAGUUUCAGUUUGUCAUUAAAAUUGAUACUUUUGAAA